Molecule: messenger RNA, 354 nt
Organism: Emiliania huxleyi CCMP1516
Lineage: Eukaryota; Haptophyta; Isochrysidales; Noelaerhabdaceae
Exons: 2
Coding region: 1-354 (117 amino acids)
Source: RefSeq, a predicted model, not a curated record
AUGGCCUCCCACCGCAUCGGCGCGCGCGUCGCGGGCCUCUCGCCAGAGCAGCUGUGCGCCAUCAUCGAGGCGCAGGCGGGCGCGAGCGACGCCGCGCUGCGCGUGGCGGAGGAGCACGCCGCACGGCUCGUGGAGCAGCCCGAGUGGGUGCUCUCCGAGGUCCUCCUCUCGCCGGACCUCGCCCCGCACAUCCUCGCCCAGCUGCCGACCAAGAAGCACGCCGCCAAGGGGACGUGCCGCGCGUGGCGCCGCGGCUGGAAGGAGACGCUGAAGAAGCGCGAGAGGCCGCGCCUGCACACGCGCGCCGGCCUGGGGGACUCGCUUGCGAUCCCGUUCCAGCCAGAGGCCGCGUGA